Rhagoletis pomonella (apple maggot) is the source of this 471-nucleotide messenger RNA. RefSeq lists its product as uncharacterized. Gene Ontology annotation, molecular function: protein binding. The record is from RefSeq and is a predicted model, not a curated record. The transcript has a single exon. The coding region runs from base 1 to 471 and encodes 156 amino acids. Lineage: Eukaryota; Metazoa; Arthropoda; Insecta; Diptera; Tephritidae.
AUGUCAAAGAAUUAUAGCUCAAAAGAGGAAGCCAUCAAUCAAUUGUAUGCGACAAUUAAGACUAAAUUCGAGCAGGAUGGGGUACUGCAAGAAGUGCGUUGCAUGCUGCAGUCCAAGAUGGUUGCCAUGAUGAAGGGAAAAAAUGAUGAUCAGACCACGCUACUUGGUCGUCGGCAGCCCGAUCUUAGUAAAUUGAGCAGUGGUGGCAGUAAUCGCGCUGCGGGCGAUAUGGAAAAUGCUGGAAGUCAAGAACAAGAUCCACGCCUGCAUUGGAUGCAUCAGCUGAUGAUGGAAUACUUUCAUUGGCAUGGCUUUCAUUAUACUGCAGAGAUGUUUGCGCAGGAAAGUGGUACGGCGAAUGUGCGACCGGUGCGUCAGCAACUUGAACGCGCUGUCGGGCAUUUCGAGCAUAAAAGUGUUCCCGUAUUACUGGAGCUUGUAGCUGAUCUUAUAGAGAAAAAUCAAUAUUAA